This is a messenger RNA of Ceratitis capitata (Mediterranean fruit fly), 763 nucleotides long. RefSeq names its product 60S ribosomal protein L9 (gene RpL9). Gene Ontology annotation, molecular function: structural constituent of ribosome; rRNA binding. The record is from RefSeq and is a predicted model, not a curated record. Gene Ontology annotation, cellular component: cytosolic large ribosomal subunit; ribosome. The transcript has 3 exons. The coding region runs from base 142 to 714 and encodes 190 amino acids. Gene Ontology annotation, biological process: cytoplasmic translation. NCBI's taxonomy places the organism in Eukaryota, Metazoa, Arthropoda, Insecta, Diptera, Tephritidae.
UAUGAGUUAAUAUUUAAUUUCUAAUUUUUUAUAGUUAUAAUGCUGAAAAAAUUGUGUGUGCAAAACAUUAAAUAGGAUAUAACAUAUAUAUUUAGGUAUUCAGUACUUUAAAGUGGUCAUAAGCUUCUGUAAUCUUGCAAAAUGAGGACCAUCAACUCAAGCCAGUGUGUUAAAAUACCAAAAGGAAUUAAAGCUUCCGUCAAGGCCCGUGUGGUGAAGAUAACUGGAGUACGUGGGAGUUUGACACGAAGCUUCAAGCAUUUGGCUUUGGAUAUGUACAUGGUCGAUAAACGUACUCUGAAAGUAGAAAAAUGGUUCGGAGCUAAAAAGGAACUUGCGUCAGUCCGAACUGUUUGCAGUCAUAUCGAAAACAUGAUUAAAGGUGUGACGUUUGGUUUCCAAUACAAAAUGAGAGCAGUAUACGCUCAUUUUCCAAUUAAUUGUGUUACAUCUGAAAACAAUACUGUCAUCGAAAUUAGAAAUUUCCUUGGCGAGAAAUACAUCCGUCGUGUACAAAUGGCACCUGGUGUGACUGUUGUUAAUUCAACUGCUCAGAAAGAUGAACUAAUUGUUGAAGGUAAUGACAUCGAAGCUGUUUCUGGAUCAGCGGCUUUAAUUCAACAAUCAACUACAGUCAAGGACAAGGACAUACGUAAAUUUUUGGAUGGUCUUUAUGUGUCCGAGAAAACAACUGUUGUCAAAAAAGAAGAUUAAGUUUGUGUAAAAUAAACGAAUUAGAACUUUUGAAUUCAGUUUUUUAAAA